AUGUCUAGCUCUAGUCAAGAUAUAUUUAGUUCGCAAAACUAUUCAACAACAACCAUUGUUGAUAAACUUUAUAUUUUAUCUACACAGUCUUUGAAACUUUUAGAGGAAAUGAUUAGUAUUCUAAAUAUAAAUGACUCACAUUUCAACGUAAAAUCUCAAGUCAAAGUUGCCAAAUCCAUUAUUUAUUCUCUGAUUGACAAUAUCGAAAAAUAUAAUGAAGGAAACGUUUUUAUUGCCGAAAAUCACUCAUAUAGCCAAGAUAUCGGUCAACAUCAACAAUCCUAUCCAGUCAAUAUAAAAACUCCACCACCAUCAUCGCCACCACUCGCACCUUUUUCACUAUCACCUCCUCAUCAUUUAAUGGAUAGCAUGACAGUUAGUCAAAGACAACAAUUAAAUAUACAAAUUCAACAACAACAGCAACAGCAACAACAGCAAUUACAACAACAGAGAUCUUUUAAUUUAAAGUCACCGAAAACCAGACCAAAAAAAACACCAUAUCCAACUACUUCACCAACUUUGGUUGCACAGAAAGCACAAAUGCUGUCAUUGAGUUCACCUUCUCUACAGUUUACAAAAUACUAUGCACAACAACCACACCAACAAUCAACUUCACCUCCACCUCCCUUAUUUCUAUUGGAUGACACCAAUAGCUAUGUAAAUAGACCAACACAAACAACACCAAUAUCCAUCCAAAUACCAAUUCAGAAUCUAUCGAAUUCACAAUCGUAUUCCAAUCAAAACACACCUAUUUGUAUUCCAACUCGCAACAACAAUUACCUUCCUUCCCCUUUUAACUAUGUUUUUACCCCAUUGGAGCUAGUACCACAACCAAUAUUUCAUGUAAAUCAAAUCGAUUGGAGUUCCACUUGCCUUAAUCAUUUUACAUUACUUUCAGAGAUUGGAUCAGGGUCAUUUGGCACGGUCUUUAAAAUCGUCCACAAUCAAACUGGAAAUCAUUUUUGUUUAAAGAUUUUGAAUAGAAACAGGAUUACACAUGCAAAACAAAUUGAACAUAUAUUGAAUGAGAAAAAUAUUAUGUUAUCCAUAUCAAAUCCUUUCAUUGUAAAAUUAUAUGCUACUUAUAAAUCAUCAACCUAUUUAUAUUUUGUUAUGGAAUAUAUUGACAAAGGAGAAUUAUUUAAUUAUAUAAGAUCAGAGAAUCAAAUCGAAGAGAGAGUUGCAAAGAUGAUUAUAGCAGAGAUAAUAUUGGCAAUCGAUUAUCUUCACCAACAAAAUAUUGUAUAUAGAGAUUUAAAACCAGAGAAUGUAUUGGUUGAUAUAGAUGGACAUAUAAAACUCGCUGAUUUUGGUUUUGCAAAGAGAAUUAAUGAAAAAACAAUGAGUGUUUGUGGUACUAUUGAUUAUAUGGCACCGGAAAUAAUGUUAUCAAAAGGUCAUGGAAAAGCAGUCGAUUACUGGUCGAUUGGUAUUGUUUUAUUCGAAAUGAUCGUUGGGAAUCCACCUUUUGCAUUGGAUCCAGAUCAGAAUGAAUGCAGCACCAAUAGUAUAGCAAACUUUUUGAAUGGAGAUGAUAAUUCGAGAAAAAUUGAUUUCCCUUCCCACCUGUCCAGCCAAUGUAAAGAUCUAAUUGAGAAGCUGCUGCAUUUCAAUCAGGAUCACAGAAUAGGUUCACAUAUGGGAGUCAAUGAGAUUAAGAAUCAUUCUUGGUUUUCAGACAUCGAUUGGAAUAUCAUAGCACAAAGACAAGGAUUUGGACCAUUCUAUCAUCUCUCUAGUUUUAUAUCGCAUCGAACCGACCACAAAGAAACCGAUCUAAAACUUUCAACAUCUCAAGAUAAUAGUGAUUCUUCUUUUGAAGGUUUUGAAGGUCAUAUAUAG
Messenger RNA from Heterostelium album PN500, 1842 nucleotides. It is a transcript of the gene pkaD, whose product is annotated as cAMP-dependent protein kinase. Gene Ontology annotation, molecular function: ATP binding; cAMP-dependent protein kinase activity. The transcript is spliced from 4 exons. Gene Ontology annotation, cellular component: cAMP-dependent protein kinase complex. The record is from RefSeq and is a predicted model, not a curated record. Gene Ontology annotation, biological process: signal transduction; peptidyl-serine phosphorylation. Bases 1 to 1842 code for a protein of 613 amino acids. NCBI's taxonomy places the organism in Eukaryota, Evosea, Eumycetozoa, Acytosteliales, Acytosteliaceae.